Molecule: messenger RNA, 2528 nt
Organism: Mauremys reevesii (Reeves's turtle)
Lineage: Eukaryota; Metazoa; Chordata; Testudines; Geoemydidae
Product: mas-related G-protein coupled receptor member H-like
Exons: 2
Coding region: 90-1094 (334 amino acids)
Biological process (GO): G protein-coupled receptor signaling pathway
Cellular component (GO): membrane
Molecular function (GO): G protein-coupled receptor activity
Source: RefSeq, a predicted model, not a curated record
CUGGGAUCUUGGCACGCCAGGAACAGUACGACCACUUGUAGAGUGCCUAUCUUGCCACGUUCGGGGUCUCCACAAGGGAUGAUGUGCGCAUGAAAUACAAGGAGACACUGGCAUCCCUCAGCAGAGGUUUAAUGAUGACUGAGCUGAGCACAACGUCCCUGCUUCUGACAGAAACCAGCCCAGACUAUACGGAUAAUGAGACUGGUUGCCAAAUACACAGUUUAACUGAUGUGAUCCUUGAUGGUGUCACUGUGCUCAUCUGUCUCUUCGGGCUGGUGGGCAACGGGAUCGUCCUCUGGCUCCUCAGCUUCUUCAUUAAGAGGAAUCCCUUCACCGUCUACAUCCUCAACCUGGCCGUAGCAGACUUAAGCUUCCUCCUCUGCCUGCUUGUUUACCUCAUACAUUAUACUGUGGAAUCUCUCUUCUGUUUCUAUGAAUUUGGGCACUUUCUGAGGUUUUUACAACUGCUGUUUCUGUUCGCCCACAAUACCAGCCUGUACUUCCUGACGGCCAUCAGCGUUGAGAGGUGUCUGUCUGUCUUCUACCCCAUCUGGUGCCGAUGCCACCGCCCCAAGCACCUGUCUGCCCUUGUGUGUGCCCUGCUGUGGGCGCUCUCCUGCCUGGUAACCGGACUAAUGUCUUAUUUUUGUGUUUUUGUUGGAACUGAACACUGUCCGAUGUCACACAUAGCCAUGUAUGUUCUGGAUUUCCUGAUUUUCGCUCCCAUCAUGGUUCUGUCCAACCUGAUCCUGUUCAUCAAGGUCCGAUAUAGCUCCCAACAACGUCAGCCUGGAAGGUUCUACAUUGUUAUCUUGCUCACCAUCCUCUUCUUCCUCAUCUUUGCUGUUUCCUUCGGUAACCAGCACUCUGGCUGGUAUUUUAAUUCUUUUAAUAUGCCCAUUGAGAUAGGUAAUGCAUUGGCCUGUUUAAACAGCAGCAUUAACCCACUUAUUUACUUUUUAGUUGGGAGCUACAGGAAGCGGCGGUUCAGGGGCUCUGUUAAGGUCGCACUCCAGAGGGUUUUUGAAGAGCAUGCAGAUUCCAGAGAAGACAGAGAAGCCACCAGGACAGACACAAUGGAGAUGGCUAAUUAAAUCCCUACAGCACCCAGCCUCAGAGACCUUAUUGUGGAUGUGGAGCUUUAUUAAUCAUAUGAAAAUUAGCAGCUUCCUACUUGUUUAAUUUUUCUCUAAUUUUCCAAAUACCAUAUUUGUUUGGCACUUGGUUAUGAUGUUAUGUCUGUCUUGGAAAACUCGUCAGCAUGGUCUCUGGGCCUAUCAGAUAUAUUUUACACAUCCCCCAAGUUAUAUCUCCAGUGAGUGUAUAUGUAUGCAAGGUGACAGAAAAUAAUUUCUGCUUCUGACUACAAACCCAUCUACUAGAAAGAGGGAUUGGGGAAAAAAGGCAUUUUGACAGGGUGGGCAUGAGAGGAAAUAACAUACUGACAUUAACAUCGAUGGCAACUUUAUUAUAUCUGCCCAAACCAUAAGAACUAAAAAGAACAAAAGUUAUUCUAAAGCACGAAAUACAUAUAAAUAUCUACCUAAUUAAACAACAUACACAUUGCCCAAUUCAGUAUUAAGUAUGAUCAUUAGAAAAUUUAAAUAAGUCCAGUGGGACACAAAUAAAAGAGCAGUGAGUGCGGGAAAUGCAAUGGCUAGAGAUCACCCAAUAGCUAUAAAUAGGGGCCCUACCAAAUUCACAGCUGUGAAAAACACAUCACGGAUGGUGAAAUCUGGUCUUUUGUGUACUUUUACUCUAUCCAAUCAAGAUUUCAUGGGGGAGUCCAGCGUUUCUCGAACUGGGGGUCCCAAGCAAAAUGCGGUUCUGGGGAGUUGCAAGGCUGUUGUAGGGGGGGUCACAGUAGUGCCAUCUUUACUUCUGCAUUGCUUUAAAAGCCGGGCACUGGAGAGCAGUGGAUGCUGGAUGGACGCCUAGCUCUGAAGGCAGUGCCACAUUAAGCAGCAGCGCAGAGGUAACUGGGGCAAUACCAUAUCGUGACACCCUUAUUUCUGGACUGCUGAAGACAGUGGUGCUGCCUUCAGAGCUGGACUCCCAGCCAGCAGCCGCAGAGCUUCCUGCAGCUGGGGGAGGUUCCCGAAGGUGGGUCUGACACGGGAGCGGCACCUGCAAGGGAAGAGGAAGUCCCAUCCCUCACCAUGCUGGCCAGAGCCAGCAGCUGGAGCUUGGUGUAAGGUAGGAGCCCUCGGCCAGGGCACCUCCAGCCCUGCCCCUCCUCGGCUCCAGCCCAGCGCCCUGGCACUCGGGAGUUAAAGGCACCUUGGGAUGGCUGGGGGGGGAACCACGGAACCCCCCCAACCACAGUACCCUGGGCGGUCACCCAUGUCGCCCACCCAUAAGGCCAGCCCUGCUCCUCCCCAACAGAAAGCGCCCAGACAGCAGCUACUGCUCUCUGGCCACCCAGCUCUGAAGGCAGCGCCACCACCAGCAACAGCGCAGAAGCAAAGGUGACAAGAGCAUGAGCCCACUACAAUCGCUUUGUUACCUCCCCCAUAGCCUCCUUUUGC